This is a messenger RNA of Crotalus tigris (Tiger rattlesnake), 4203 nucleotides long. Its product is annotated as zinc finger protein 420-like. Lineage: Eukaryota; Metazoa; Chordata; Lepidosauria; Squamata; Viperidae. The transcript has 9 exons. Bases 150 to 3704 code for a protein of 1184 amino acids. Gene Ontology annotation, molecular function: DNA-binding transcription factor activity, RNA polymerase II-specific; RNA polymerase II cis-regulatory region sequence-specific DNA binding. Gene Ontology annotation, biological process: regulation of transcription by RNA polymerase II; central nervous system development. The record is from RefSeq and is a predicted model, not a curated record. Gene Ontology annotation, cellular component: nucleus.
CCUCCCGUCGCGGUCCCUGACUGCUCCUUUUGGCCAGCGGCGCUGCUGCGGCUGCUGUCUCGGCAAAGGGAGCAGCGGCAGUGAGGAGCGCAAAGCUGGGGAGGGCUUGCGGAUCCCGGUUCCCCUUCGCCCUGCCUGGCGCCCCGCCGAUGCUUGCAGAGCUGGAGCUGAAGCAGAGGAACGCCCGAUGGCGACCAGUCCCAGGCUGUGGCGAGGGGGCGGCGGGCGGGAAGGAGACAGCGCUGCCUCCUGGCUGGGGUUGUGUAACCUUAGACGAAGUGGCUGUGCUUUUCUCCAAAGAGGAGUGGGCGCUGCUGAAGCCUGACCAGAAAGCUCUGCACAGGGAGGUCAUGAAGCAGAUCAGUGGGAUUGUGGCCUCUCUUGGUGAUGAAAGGAAGGCCAAAACUGACAGUCGGUCAAUGCAAGAAAGAAUCCUUAUACGAAGGAAACAUCGGAUUUCUAGAAAGGGCUCCAAUCAGAGGGCAAAAGCAGAUGGAGAUCCAUUCUCACACGCUGGAGACAAACCCCAUCAAUGUUCGAAGUGCGGCAAGGGCUUCCACCGGAAGAAACACCUAGCGGUUCAUAAAAAGACACACACGAGGGAGAAACCCUAUAAAUGCUCAGAGUGCGAGAGAUUUUUCAGCUGCAACUCAGCCAUCGCUCGGCAUCAAAGGACUCACACAGGGGAGAGGCCUUAUACGUGCCUGAAGUGUGGGAAAGGCUUCCUUUACAGUUCAGACCUGAUUAGACACGGAAGGAAACACACGGGAGAGAAACCCUACCAGUGUGCCGAGUGUGGGAAAUGUUUCCUCCGUAACACAAAGCUGAGUGUCCAUCGAAGGACUCAUACGGGAGAGAGGCCCUAUAAAUGCCUGGAGUGUGGGAAGUGUUUUACCGAGAGCGCUCAGUUAAGCAGGCAUCAGAGAACUCACACCGGGGAGAGGCCCUACAAAUGCCUGGAGUGCGAAAAGUGCUUCAACCGGAAGGAAAACCUGACCCUCCAUCAACGCACUCACACAGGGGAAAAACCCUAUCAAUGCUCAGAAUGCGGGAAACGCUUCACUUGGAACUCCCAGCUAACUAGACACCAAAUCUCGCAUACUGGAGAGAGGCCGUAUACCUGCCUGGACUGUGGGAAAUCCUUUGUCUGCAGCUCUGAGCUCCUAAUCCACGAAAGGAAUCACACAGGAGAGAAGCCCUAUAAAUGUCCGGAGUGCGGGAAGUGCUUUGUUUGUAACACGCAACUCAGUAUCCAUCGGAGAACCCACACCGGAGAGAGACCCUACAAAUGUCCGGCGUGCGAAAAAUGCUUCAAUCGGAAAGAAAAUCUUGCUAUCCAUCAGCGUACUCACACGGGGGAAAAGCCCUACAAGUGCUCGGAUUGUGGGAAGUGCUUCAGUUGGAAUUCACAACUGUGUAGACACCAACGAGCUCACACUGGCGAGAGGCCCUUUGCGUGUCUGGAGUGUGGGAAACGCUUCCUUUCCAGUUCGGACCUGAUCAGGCACGGAAGAAAUCAUACGGGAGAGAAACCUUACAAGUGCUCGGAGUGUGGAAAGUGUUACAUUUGUAAUACCCAGCUGACUAUACACCAGAGAACUCACACGGGGGAGAAACCCUACCAAUGCUUGGAGUGUAGAAAAAGUUUCAGCGAGAGUAGCUCCCUCACUUCCCAUUACCGGAUCCACACUGGAGAGAAACCCUACAAAUGUCUGGAGUGCAAAAAAUGCUUUGCUCGUGGUUCUGACCUUAUUAAACAUGAAAAAAUUCACAUGGGGAAGAAACCCCACCAAGUUACGGACCGUGGAAAGAAGAGCUUUCACCAGAAGGCAAAUCUUGCUUCUCAUGUAAGAAUUCAGACUAGGGAGAAACCGGAUUGUCACUUUAAAAAAGCAGCAAGCGAUUCUCUGGCCAUGUUAAGCAUUGUCCAGUCAAAUCUACGGCGACCGAACGUCGAUGGCCCCCAAGCAAAACGUGCCGUUCCUUGCAGUCAGGUGGGUAGCAGUGCCCAAAUUUGGGCAGCGACCAUUGAUAACGUCUCAGGAGGCCCUACGCCGAGUCUGAGCACACAGCCUCAGCCCUUCCGGCAGUUUUGCUAUCGGGAAGUUGAGGGUCCCCGAGAGACUUGCAGUCGACUCCACGAGCUUUGUCGUCUGUGGUUGAAGCCGGAACAUCACACCAAAGCGGAGAUCUUGGAUCUGGUGGUGCUGGAGCAGUUUCUGACCGUCUUGCCCCCAGAGAUUGAGGGCUGGGUGAGACAGUGUGGGGCAGACACCAGUUCUCAGGCGGUGGCCCUGGCUGAAGGCUUUCUCCUGAGCCAAGCAGAAGACAGGAAGCAAGAAGAUCAAAAGAAGCAUGUCGCUGAAGUGGCUCCACAGUGGAUCUUAGAAGGAGAUCAUCGAGAUGGUAUAUCACUGGGAAUGACACCGAAGCCGACUGGCUUACGCUCCUGUUUGUCUCUUGAUGGUUCGGUGGAAACGUGUCCUUUGCCACAGGACCAGGCAAACUCUGCAUUCCACAGUCGGGAGUUCGAUCCCGACCGGCUCAAGGUUGACUCAGCCUUCCAUCCUUCCCAGGGUCUGGUGACAUUGGAGAAGGUGUCUCUGGGCUUUACGGAGGAGGAGUGGAGGCUUCUGGAUUCAGAGCAGAAAGCUUUACAUGAAGAAGUGAUGGAGGAGAUUAGGGGGAUCGUGGUUUCUCUGGAGGCUGAGAGACAGCACAACAAGUCUGAUGGAGAACCAAGCGACCUGUUUUUCGAAGGAAUUGGGCGUGAAGCAGAGGAAAAAAAGAGAAUAACAAACGCCGAAUUGAAUAGUGAGGCCCGUGAAGGGCGAAUAGAGAAAGCCAUGGAAAAAACCGAGUGUCUGGUAUAUGAGGAGAUCUCCGGUUGUAAAUCCUCCUUUUACCUCCACGUGGGAUCCCACGCAGGGGAAAGACCUUUCCGGUGCCAGGUGUGUGGCAAGACCUUCAAGAGGAGAGAUAUCCUGAUUUCCCACCACCGGACUCACACGGGCGAGAAACCCUACGAAUGUUUCAAAUGCGGGAAAUGCUUCAGCGACAUCAAAUACCUCAGCUCCCAUAAAAAGAUCCACACGGGAGAGAAGCCGUACAAAUGCAAGGAGUGCGGGAAGGGCUUCAGUCAGAGCGCCAGCCUCACUUCCCAUUUCCGCAUCCACACGGGCGAGAAGCCGUACAAAUGCCCGACGUGCGGGAAGGCGUUCGCUCAGCAGUCGAACCUCAAUUCCCACCAGAUCAGUCACACCGGAGAGAAACCCUACGAAUGCCUGGCGUGCGGGAAGAGGUUCAGCCACGGGGCCAGCCUCACCCACCAUCAGCAGCUCCACACCGGGGAGAAGCCGUACGGAUGUCUGGAGUGCGGGAAGAGCUUCAGCAGUAGCAAAAAUCUCAUUUCCCAUCAAAGAAUCCACACCGGGGAGAAGCCGUACACCUGCCUGGAGUGCGGGAAGAGCUUCAGCCAGAAGGUGUACCUCACCACUCACGGACGGAUCCACACGGGCGAGAAACCCUAUCAAUGCCUCGAGUGUGGGAAAAGCUUCACCAGCAGCAAAUAUCUUCUUUCCCACCACAAGGUGCACACCGGGGAGAAACCGUACACCUGCUUGGCCUGCGGGAAGAGCUUUCGACGGAAGAUGCAACUUGCCACUCAUCAAAGGACUCACGAGGGAGAAACCUCAAAGUGUUGAAUGCUCCUCGGGAGGAGAAGUGAAAGGGAUAAGUGUCACCCCUUUGAAGUACAGGUAGUCCUCAACUUACGACCACCACUGAGCCCAAAAUUCCUACUGCUAAGCGAGACAGUUGCUAAGUGAUACUAACGAAGGAGAAUAUUUGGAGCCCAGGGUUGAAAUAAGGGGGUCCUUGGUGUUCUCUGAGCUUGCUUGUUUUCUUACAGAUGUUUCAUUACCCUACCUAGAUGACAUCAUCAGUGCUAGUAAGGAGUGCUGUUUGCUGUCGGUUUAUAUUCUGGUGUCUCACCCGCCUGGGUGGGUAGGGGCGGCCUUAGGGAUUCUUUGAUUGGGCUGUUUACUAAUGGCCCCUUGGUGGUUUCUUGAUUGGGGUAUGGCUUGAUUGUUGGUCAACGUCAAGGUCAACUGCAGACCAACAAUCAAGUAAGCAAUGCCCCAAUCAAGAAACUGCCAAAGAGCCAUUAGUAAACAGCCUAACCCAGGGAUAGGCAACCUGGGC